GCAUGAAGCUAAGGUCAUUUUCAUUCGGGAACUACCCAGCUCUGCAGACCACAGCCGCCAGGGAGAAACGCCGAGCAGCCAACAUCCGAGAUGUCUCUGUCCAAUAAACUCACCCUGGACAAGGUGGAUGUGAAGGGAAAGCGUGUCAUCAUGAGGGUUGAUUUCAAUGUGCCCAUGAAGGACAAGACCAUCACAAACAACCAGAGAAUCAAGGCUGCAGUCCCAUCCAUCCAGUACUGUUUAAACAACGGGGCUAAAGCUGUGGUGCUGAUGAGCCACUUGGGCAGGCCCGAUGGCGUCCCCAUGCCCAAUAAGUACUCUCUGGAGCCUGUGGCUGCAGAACUCAAGAACCUGCUGGGGAAAGAUGUUAAGUUCCUUAAGGACUGUGUCGGUCCAGACGUGGAGAGUGCCUGUGCUGACCCUCCUGCAGGAUCCGUUAUUCUCCUGGAGAACCUGCGCUUCCAUGUUGCAGAGGAGGGCAAGGGCAAAGAUGCCGCAGGAAACAAGACCAAAGCAUCACAGGAAGAGAUUAACGCAUUCAGGUCCUCCUUGUCCAAGCUGGGUGACGUCUACGUUAAUGAUGCCUUCGGAACAGCACACAGAGCCCACAGCUCCAUGGUGGGAGUAGAUCUGCCUCAGAAGGCUGCAGGCUUCCUGAUGAAGAAGGAGCUGGACUACUUUGCCAUGGCUUUGGAGAAACCACAGAGACCUUUCUUGGCCAUCCUUGGAGGGGCCAAAGUCAAAGAUAAGAUCCAGCUGAUCAACAACAUGCUGGACAAAGUAGAUGAGAUGAUCAUUGGGGGCGGCAUGGCAUUCACCUUCCUCAAGGUCCUCAAGAACAUGGAGAUCGGCACUUCACUGUUUGAUGAGGAGGGAUCCAAAAUUGUAAAGGACCUGAUGGCCAAGGCAGAGAAGAAUGGUGUCAAGAUCUCUCUCCCUGUCGACUUUGUCAUUGCAGACAAGUUUGAUGAGAAAGCUGCGACAGGCACAGCUACAGUGGAAGCUGGCAUUCCAGCAGACUGGAUGGGUCUGGACUGUGGACCGGAGAGCUCUAAGCUCUAUGCAGAGGCUGUGAGCAGAGCCAAGCAGAUUGUGUGGAAUGGACCUGUUGGUGUGUUUGAGUGGGACAAUUUUGCCAAGGGAACCAAAAAUCUGAUGGACAAAGUUGUGGAAGUGACCAAAAAUGGCUGCAUCACCAUCAUCGGUGGCGGAGACACGGCUACCUGCUGUGCCAAGUGGGACACUGAGGACAAGGUCAGCCACGUGAGCACAGGAGGUGGAGCCAGUCUGGAGCUUCUAGAGGGUAAAGUGUUGCCUGGUGUCGAUGCCCUCAGCAGCGUAUAAGCCUGUGGCACGUCGUCUGCCGAUGUUGGGGUGCUCUACCCUGAAGAGGCUGCUGCUCUUAUUCACUCACUCAGCACUUGUUCGACGCGAUCACCUUUCAGGGCCGCAAAUGGCGAUCCCCCAUCUCUCUGCUGCAUCAACGGCCAGCAGUGUUCUGCGCUGGAUUCUCUCACUGGUUCUCCACUACCUUCAGUUACUCCACCAUUUGUGUUAUUACCGUAUUGCCUAAAGGGAGGCCUCACUCAUGCAGACAGCAACAGCAUACUGGGUCCUUCUGCUUUGUUUCACCUGCUGAAAUAUUAGUUUUUGUCUGUGUGCAUCAUCCUUGUAUUACUAGUAAAAGUAUAUACAGAAUAGUGUAUUAAGAUGUAAAUGUGGUGCGUGUGAUGUUACCAUAGAGUUUAUAUUUUAUAUUUGUCGCCUCUUCGCAGAUGUUUAAACUACAUGAAAACUGUAGACACUUUCCUCCCCUCAUAUUGCACUUGUCAUCCUGAUCCUAUGGCUUGUAUGGUAGAUUGUUCACCAGUGGGGUCAUACAGAUGGACUGACCAGAAGACCCAGGUAGUCUGUCAUGGAAUACAAAUAAAGGAGUGGAAAAAAAAAAAC
Messenger RNA from Pygocentrus nattereri (red-bellied piranha), 1950 nucleotides. It is a transcript of the gene pgk1, whose product is annotated as phosphoglycerate kinase 1. Gene Ontology annotation, biological process: gluconeogenesis; glycolytic process. Lineage: Eukaryota; Metazoa; Chordata; Actinopteri; Characiformes; Serrasalmidae. Gene Ontology annotation, molecular function: ATP binding; phosphoglycerate kinase activity; ADP binding. Gene Ontology annotation, cellular component: cytosol. The record is from RefSeq and is a predicted model, not a curated record. The coding region runs from base 91 to 1344 and encodes 417 amino acids. The transcript has 11 exons.